Erigeron canadensis is the source of this 1455-nucleotide messenger RNA. Its product is annotated as formin-like protein 20. Bases 1 to 1455 code for a protein of 484 amino acids. The record is from RefSeq and is a predicted model, not a curated record. NCBI's taxonomy places the organism in Eukaryota, Viridiplantae, Streptophyta, Magnoliopsida, Asterales, Asteraceae. The transcript has 14 exons.
AUGUUAUUUGAGCCAGAAUUUGAUGUAUUAGAACUUGAAGCACUUUUCUCCUCUAUAUACCUUAAGAAAGAUGACUCUAUAAAGGCACCACCUUCUUUAAUAGCUCUCUCCAAACGGAACUCCUUUGAGGAAAUCCGAAGACGUCCAGAUACGGAAAGGGUCCAAGAACAUGAUAUUCCAGAACUCGGGAAGCCAUCCUCUUUAAAACCUUUGCCUCUUUCAUCACCUUCGGCGUAUAGAACUCCACCACAUCGAGGGGCACCUCCACCACCACCACCACCCGGAGGAGCACCUCCAUUUCCACCUCUACCUAGAGGAGUGCCUCCACCUCCACCCCCACCUGGAGCACCUGCACCUCCUCCGCCACUUGGAGGAGUGCUCAGACCUCCACCACCACCUAGAGUCCCUGGACCGCCAGGUGGCCCUCCAUCUCCACCAAGUCGUCAAGGUGGUGGCCCAGGUAGAGGGAGAGGACGAGGAGGACUUCAAGUAAAAAAAUCCAAUUUAAAGCCAUUGCAUUGGAACAAGAUAAGUAAGGCAUUGGCAGGAAGCUUGUGGACGGAAUUUCAAACUAAUAAUGACGCCCAAAGUGUGCCAGGUUUUGAUAUGUCAGAAUUUGAGACACUUUUCUCUGCAAUAGCCCCAAAGGCUGCCAAAAAGGAAGAUAAGAAAAACACUUCUAGUUCAAAACCUGAAGUUGUCCAAUUGGUUGACCUGAGGAGGGCCUCUAACAUGGAAAUCAUGCUUACCAAGAUUACGAUGCCGGUUCCUGAGAUAGUGGAUGCAAUUUUAACUUUGGAUGAGAGAAAACUAAACAUUGAUCAAGUGGAAAAUAUUUACAAAUUCUGUCCUACGAGAGAAGAGAUGGAGAAACUCGAGCGUUAUAGAGGAGACAAGAAACUACUGGGCAAGUGUGAACAGCAUCUCCUGGAGCUAAUGAAGGUGCCACGUAUAGAAUCAAAAAUGUUGGUUUUUCUGUUCAAAACUGGAUUUAGCAAUCAGCUUGCAGAGUUUAGGAAGAGCCUAAACAUAGUAAACUCCACAUGUGACGAGUUACGGACGUCUGUUAAGUUGAAGGAAAUCAUGAAGAAAAUUUUAUAUAUGGGGAAUACAUUAAAUCAAGGAACUGCCAGAGGUGCUGCAGUCGGCUUCAAGUUGGAUAGUCUUUUGAAACUGACUGAUACACGAUCUUCAACCAGCAAGAUGACUUUAAUGCAUUAUCUCUGCAAGGUCCUUGCCUCCGAUUAUCCCACCCUUUUAGAUUUCCACAAGGAUCUUGUUAGCCUAGAAAGUGCAACCAAGGUACAAUUGAAAGUUCUAGCAGAAGAUAUGCAAUGCUUUAUCGUUGGACUGCGUAAAGUCAAGCUGGAACUAGAUGCAUCCGCGGAAGAUGGCCCAAUAUCUAAAGGUUUUCAUGAGAUGGACCGUCUUACUUUUUGUAGAACACUGAUUUAA